ACAAUAUGUACAUCGAAUCAAGAGAAGCAAAAUUUGAGAUCACAAAACAUCUGUGACCACUUCUUGAUUUUAUUUUUUGGCUGAUUCCUUCCCUUAAACAUACCCCUAACCCCACCUUCUUCAAAAUCUUUUUCUUCAGAAAUUCCAAGUAUCUUUCUUUUCCUUUAAAUACCCACAAACCACAUUGCUUUUUCUUUACACUUUGAUUCUUGAUUCUUCUCUUCUUUCUUGCAUCUUCUUCUACCUUCUUUUAUUAUCCUUAUUGUCAAUUAUUAUCCUUAUUGUCAAGUGAAAAGAAUGGAUUUUUAUGCAUCUUCUUCAACAGUUUCAUCUGAGGAACCCCAUGUUCUAGCUGUGGAUGACAAUCUUGUUGAUCGUAAACUUGUCGAGAGAUUACUCAAGAAAUCCUCUUGCAAAGUGACUACAGCAGAAAAUGGUCUGAGGGCCUUGGAGUACUUGGGUUUGGGAGCUGAUCAGGAGCAUUCUACAAAUGGCAAUGGUUCAAAGGUUAAUAUGAUAAUAACAGAUUACUGCAUGCCAGGAAUGACUGGUUAUGAGCUGCUUAAGAAAAUCAAGGAAUCGUCGAUUUUGAAGGAUGUACCAGUUGUGAUUAUGUCAUCUGAGAACAUUCCAACUCGAAUUGAUGAAUGCUUAGAAGAAGGAGCUCAGAUGUUCAUGCUAAAGCCUCUGAAACAUUCAGAUGUCAAGAGAUUACGAUGUCAACUAAUGCAAUGCCAAGGAUGAAGUGAUCCUUAUUACUAUUUGAAAAAAUAAGCAGAGAAUUGUUUUGCAUAUGAGGAAUGAUUAUGAGAGUUCUCAGAUUGAUAUAAAGUUUAAUUGCAGUAUAAUGACAUACACAGAACUAAUGUGUUGGCAUUUGGUAUCAUUUCUAAGUUAGUUAAAGGCUUAUAGCAUCAAGGGAUGCAUAUUCCCUUUUUGUCCACCUUAGUCUGACUUUUCUAAUUUCCUUUUCUAAAUUCUUGAUUGUUGUUUAUCAGAAUUGUCAAUACUAAUGCCUGGAAUCUUCUUCUUCUGAA
Molecule: messenger RNA, 1037 nt
Organism: Nicotiana tabacum (common tobacco)
Lineage: Eukaryota; Viridiplantae; Streptophyta; Magnoliopsida; Solanales; Solanaceae
Product: two-component response regulator ARR17-like
Biological process (GO): cytokinin-activated signaling pathway; phosphorelay signal transduction system
Source: RefSeq, a predicted model, not a curated record